AUGUCAGCUGCACAAAAACGUCUUGGGCAAGUUUCCGGCCAUUUGGCUGGAUCACAAAGCACUAUUGCACCCACAGAGGGUGAUAGUGGCCGCGCGAAGCUCUUGGAGAAGCAUCCAGAUGAUAUUGUCGUAACAGCUUGUCUGCGAACCGCGUUUACAAAGGGUGGCAAAGGAGGCUUCAAAGAUACAGCAGCAGCAGAUUUACUCGUUGGCGCAUUUAAAUCUCUCAUUGAACGAUCGAAAAUCGACCCGGGGCUAGUUGAAGAUAUCGCUGUUGGAUCGGUCCUUCCUCCUGGAGGUGGAGCUACUGAAUUCCGAGCCGCCGCUUUAGCUGCAGGAUUUCCUGUAUCUGCAGCAGUCAAGAGUUUGAAUAGACAAUGUUCAUCUGGUUUACAAGCCUGUGUGGAUAUAGCAAAUGCCAUCAAGUCCGGCAUGAUUGAUAUUGGUGUUGGUGCAGGUGUCGAAAGCAUGAGUUUGCAAUAUGGACCUGGUGCAGUAACAGAAUUCUCUGAACUCCUCGAGUCCCACCCAGAAUCUGCGAACUGCAAAGUGCCUAUGGGCGUUCUUUCCGAGAACAUGGCCAAAGACAAGGGAAUUCCACGUUCCCUACAAGACGCAUUUGCGGCUUCAUCAUACCAAAAGGCACUCAAGGCUCAACAAGAGGGUCUCUUUGAUGAGGAGAUUGCUCCUCUGACUGUCAAAUGGGAAGACCCAAAAACUGGCGAAACAAAGGACAUCACUGUUGCCAAAGAUGAUGGUGUUAGACCAGGUAUCACCGCUGAGAGCUUAGGCAAAAUCAAGCCUGCUUUUGCCAAGGACGGUAGUAUUCAUGCCGGAAAUGCUUCUCAAAUUUCAGAUGGAGCUGCCGCAGUUCUUUUGAUGAAGCGUUCCACAGCCGAGAAACUCGGUCAAACCAUCCUUGGUAAAUACGUUGCCGCAUCUAUUGCGGGUGUAGCUCCUUUACUUAUGGGUAUCGGUCCUUGGGCUGCUAUCCCAAAGGUAUUCGAAAAGACCGGCAUCAAUAAGGAUGAUGUGGAUAUUUUCGAGAUCAAUGAAGCAUUCGCAAGUCAAUGUCUUUGGUGCGCAAAUGAGUUAGGACUCGACCAGAAGAAGAUCAAUCCAAAGGGUGGUGCGAUUGCUUUCGGACAUCCUCUCGGAUGUACCGGAGCUAGACAAGUCAGCACAUUAUUAUAUGAGUUGAGAAGAACGAAUCAAAAAGUUGGCGUAACUAGUAUGUGUGUGGGUACUGGUAUGGGUAUGGCUGCUGUUUGGGUCGCUGAGUAA
Botrytis deweyae is the source of this 1284-nucleotide messenger RNA. RefSeq lists its product as uncharacterized. Gene Ontology annotation, biological process: fatty acid beta-oxidation; phenylacetate catabolic process. Gene Ontology annotation, molecular function: acetyl-CoA C-acyltransferase activity. NCBI's taxonomy places the organism in Eukaryota, Fungi, Ascomycota, Leotiomycetes, Helotiales, Sclerotiniaceae. The record is from RefSeq and is a predicted model, not a curated record. The transcript is spliced from 4 exons. The coding region runs from base 1 to 1284 and encodes 427 amino acids. Gene Ontology annotation, cellular component: peroxisome.